UUCCGGCCCUUACCUCUGUCUGCCAUUCUCGUUUCUCAAAAUCUGACGACAUUGAGGGGUCUCCGUCGCGGCCGGUCGAGGUGUUUGGAGACGGUAUUAGCACUGCUGGAUACCGCAGCAGAACGUAGGCAAAAGAUUCUCUCGUAUUCUAAAGCAUCUGAUAUAAAAGCUCUGUUGGCUUGGCUGUAGCUUAAAUAUGAGGGUGUCAAAUUUGUCUUACAUGAAAAGACAAAAUGACACAUCAGAAUACAAGUGUUGACAUAGAGUAUGAAUAUGAAGAAUUUAACAGUUCCAAGCGAUCAAAACUGACUUCUAAAGUAUGGGAAGAUAUGCUCAAAAUUCAAACAAGCGAUGGUAGUAAAGUUCAAUGCAAACACUGUGGCAGGUUGUUGCAAGAUAACUGCGGAACUUCUCAUUUAAAGCGUCACAUAGUCAGAUGUGUCAAGCGUCCAAAAACAGGGGAUGGUGUUGAGCAAGAGCUAAUGACUUUACCGCGUGUUCAGGACGUAGGUAUUGACAAAGAAUUUGGACCAAACACAGUAUAUAUGGCUCACCCGUUAAAGGCUGAACCUGCAUCCCUUGUCACUUCUUUGCCUGAGACACCAAAUAGUCAAGGAUCGAUCGUUACUGAUUCUGCUACUGGGAGGGAACAACAUCCAAAAACCAAAUCCAUUUUGGGAUUGGCUAACACUAACUCUCCCAAAAACAAGAUCGAUCUAACAUUGGAUGAUGCAGAAAUGAGAGCAUUUUAUGCUUCCUUGGAUGCUGAGACCUCAGUUGUGUCCACUCCCCAAGAUAAUAGGGGCAGCAGUGAAUUGCCAAGAACCCCUCCAUGCGAAGAGACUGAGAAAGCUUUGAAAACAUUGCAAGACUUUCUCUCCAAAGAAUUUUCCGUUGUAUUGCAUUCCGAGCAGCGCAAUUCGAUGAAGUCCACCUUAGAGUACCUUUCCAACCUCACGGUAUAUGAUGGGAUCUCUCUGGAAAUGCGCUUAUUAAUAUCAGAAGUUUCGAAAAGAUUUACUCAGUGGAGUUCUGAAUAUAAUAAUGCUGGUCGGCAAAUUGAGUGUGCUAGCACGAACCUGUUGAAAGCAGAUAAAGUAGAAGAAAGUCUUGAAGCUAACAAGAACCAGUUUAAAGACCUAGCAUCAUUAGAAAACGAAUUAAGCAGCCAGUUAGCCGGUUUGGAGGAAAGAAAGAAAGAAUUGGAAGAGCAGCUAAGUGGCAUUAAAGCAAACAUCUGUGUUUUUCAGUCAGCUAAGACCACGGCAACCAAGAGAAAGAGGGAAACAUUCGAGGAAGGAAAGACCCUUAAAGCACAAAGAGAUGAGUUGAAAGAACAAGCCCCACACUUAAGAGAUGAGUGGGAAUUGGCUAAGAAAACCCAAGCAAAUAUAAAAGCUGAAUGGUCAAAGCUAGCAGAAAAAUUUAAUGAAAGGCUAGAUGGUGUAAACUGUCAGUACUUUGAUAGUAACAGGCGCAUUGAGCCUUAUGAAAAUUGAUUGAUUUUACAAACUGAUUUGUAGCAUAGCAAAUAUUGGUUGCUGCAUAAUGUAAUUUAGGAAGUGAAGCCAAAAGAACGGCAGGCUUGAGUAUAUAUUGCUGUUCAAUAAUUCUUUGUUCAGCCA
Neltuma alba is the source of this 1625-nucleotide messenger RNA. RefSeq lists its product as uncharacterized. Gene Ontology annotation, cellular component: nucleus. The record is from RefSeq and is a predicted model, not a curated record. The transcript is spliced from 4 exons. Bases 234 to 1499 code for a protein of 421 amino acids. Gene Ontology annotation, biological process: regulation of transcription by RNA polymerase II. Gene Ontology annotation, molecular function: sequence-specific double-stranded DNA binding. NCBI's taxonomy places the organism in Eukaryota, Viridiplantae, Streptophyta, Magnoliopsida, Fabales, Fabaceae.